Molecule: messenger RNA, 19824 nt
Organism: Xyrichtys novacula (pearly razorfish)
Lineage: Eukaryota; Metazoa; Chordata; Actinopteri; Labriformes; Labridae
Source: the annotation of a GenBank genome assembly
UGGCAGUGGUGGACUACUUCUCUCUUUUGUCUUGGUAACCACUGGUUGUGCUAGCCAGCCAUAAACACCAAAACAACGGGCAUCUGUCCCUGAGAUGGACCGCAGUAAUCGGCCCAAUGCCAUUUCCAGGCUUCGCUGCUAGCCGGCAGCUUUUCACACCGAUAUUAUGGCUUAGUCUUCACAAACGUUUCUGUAAUGACAUAAGGAUAAUGUACUCAAAGGAAUGACUUGAACUGGUACAUUUUUUUCAGCUCCUCACGAUUGCGCAUCUGGAUCAGUGUGAGCCGCCGCUACCGCUAGCUUUCGAGGAGGCUAGCCGACCACCGAGGAGUUGAAGCCCCAUCCAGGGCUGUCGCCUUCGGGGACUCUGAAUCAGAAGCUACAAGCUAAUUUAGCUAAGUUAGCUCAUGUGGUAGCUAGCUUCGAAGGAUCGCCGAAAAUGUAAAUUGUCAUGGGGCCAAAGAGACGGAAACUGGUGAGUUUUUGAUAAUGCAGCUUAUAAACUGCUUCAGCUAACGGCCUCUGGCUGUUAACGGUUCUCACCGUUAGCUAGCCCGAGUUAGCUUUGUUGUGAUAGCUUGCGGAGACCCUGAGUUGCGGAUGCUAGUGGGCUUUUCCCUUUAAAUUACACGUUUAAUCAGCGACAUGCUGCCGUUUUACAUUGCUUUUACGUUACUCUGUCUUGUUUCACCCAAAGUGUAGUAGUACUGAUAUGAAUGUGUUAGUUAUGCUUUGGUUUAUAUACACAAGGCUAACAGUUUUUAGCUCUGGGAGAACAGGAUCUUUUUCCAGAGGCUGUCCCUGAAAUGCACAUCUAGCAUGUUAACGUAAACGGCCUCUUUAAAUCUGUGUAAUUCUGCAGCUGUAGGAGAUUUCUAACUCAUUUGAGGGUUAUGCAUGUUUUUACUGUCAGAGAUAAAGAUGGAUAGGGGGAAACCAGGGCCACAGAAAAGUAUACAUGAUAUUAUCGACUAGGGUGGAACGAUAUGAACAUUUCACAUCACGAUUAUUGUGACCAAAAUUAUCACGGUUAGUAAUAUUAUCACGGUAUUGUUAAAAUAUGUUCAAAAUGUUUAAAAAGUACUUAUACAUGCCCUGAAAUCAUGAAACAAAGUUUUAUUUAAAAAAAAAUAAAUAAAUCAAAGUAUGAACUUGUCCUUAACCUUAAAUAACAGAGGAGCGAUAAGCUUAAAAAAUGAAACAUGUGGCCUUUAAAGAGCCAGAGGUGAUCAACACUAGUACUAGUAAUAACAAAGUACAAAGUAAUGUGCAAGUGGCAUAAACAUUAACAUAAUAACGAAUAAAUAAAAUUCAACACUGUCGGCAGAACUGCUUGCAAAACUGCCCUCCGCCAUGUUUCAAGUUGUAUACUGCGCAUGGCGCGCCAAUGUCCAAAGGACUGCUGCAUGCGGCUGCUCUUCUCAGCACUGAGCAGUCUACAAGCUUUUCAAGAGUGUGGCAAUAAAACACAGUUUCAACGGUAAUUAAAAUUUGAAACGGAAGUACUAACCGUCAGAUAUUUUACCACAGUUUAUCAUUUUACCUGUAAUCGUCACAUCCCUAUUAUGAACACAGCGUCAAAUCGGCAGAUAACAGCUUCAAAUUCGUUUUUGUCAUUGACAGAUAAGAACAUUUCUGUGUAUAUGAAUGGUUAAUACAGUGACAGGAAUUAUGUGCUUAAAACGAAAGCUCACUCGCCAGCAAGGAGCUUCACGUCACCUGUGGAGACGUGUUUGAAAGUGUCCAAGACCGUACAGACCCCCAUACUUUCAAAUCACUUCUAAACACACCUUUUUCAAUUGGCUUUUAAUUUUAGUCUCUACUUCAGUCAUUUAACAAAGCUAAAAAAUAAAACAGUGAGUCAGUCUCCACCUGAAAGUGAAGGAGCCUGACAGGGAAACUAUUGACUUUACUGCUCUCGACCUCUUGGUGGAAUAUGCAGGGCAGGCCUUCACAGGCUAAUGAUGUUCUUGGAGCAGUAUCGAUAUUGGUAUGAAUGUUGGACCAAAUGAGUUUGAAAAUGCUGUCAGAUUGGGUAUUUGCAGAAUUUCAAUAUUAUGCAUCCUUACUUGGUCUUCUAGUAAAAUAAUCCUCUAUAUCUGGCAGGUAUAGUUCAUUUUUCUUUUGUGGUAUAACAUGAGUGGAAAUCUUUAGGUUGUUCCCCUUUGCCGCACAGUUCUCCUGCAUAUUUUUUGAUGGCAGUAUGUCCAUCUGAACCCAGACUUAUUUCUCUUACCCUUUGCUUACCAUCAUCCAGGCUGUGCCAGUGAUGGCCUCCCCCCUCCCUGUCUCCUUCGUCCUGGUGGUUUUACUGUUGGCUGAGUCGCCUGUGUGUCAGACAGGGGACUGCAAGGGCCACAGGCAGGUGUUGAGGGGAGCACCAGGGUAUGUCACAGAUGGGCCAGGAAACUACUCUGUCAAUGGGAACUGCGAGUGGCUCAUCAAAGGUAUAAUGAGCUAUGAUUUUUUUCAUGUGUGAGAAAAAAAUUGUCAGAAAUAAACAAAUUUUCAUACUCCCUCUUUUUUUAUAUCUUUCAGCUCCCAGCAACAACCAUCGCAUUGUCUUAAAUUUCACCUUCAUGGACACAGAGUGUACCUAUGACUACCUGUUUGUGUAUGAUGGAGACUCCUACCAGAGCCCUCUGCUAGCCAGUCUGAGUGGAAACACUCUGCCUCAACCAAUUGAGGCGAAGUCUGGAAAGGUAACCAAAUGGAACAAUGGGAAAGAAAGACUGAUGAAUUUUUAAAGGAUACUCCAGUGUAAAAUUAAUUUAGGGUCAAACACACUGUAACACCGAGUUGGACACCCCCUCGUGAGAUGAAUGUUGCAGACCGUUUGCUUCUCUAGUUAAACCAACUUUAGUAACAACCGCAUGAUAGCAAUACACAGUGGUCCCUUUAACUUUGAGAAAUUCAAAAUAUGGGUCUGCUUUUUUGCUCAUUCCAGAUGCUGCUUCAUCUCUUCAGCGAUGCCAACUACAACCUGUUGGGCUUUAAUGCGACCUACACUUUUUCAUUGUGUCCUGGAGCCUGUGGUGGUCAUGGCCGCUGUGACCCCUCCACAUUAAAGUGCCACUGCCAUCAGGCUUGGGGAGGAACAGCGUGUACAAUUCCUCUUUGCGCCCAGAUCUGUUCAGUGAAUGGCCUAUGUGACAAGGUAAGAGUGGGGAGGUCAAAGGUUAGAUGAAUGCAGAAAGCAAACAGUCAAAUGAUCACUCAUCCUUACCUGUGUUACAUGUAUUGUGAGCAGCUUUUGAGACAUUGAUCAAAAUUUAGGCAUUACAUUUGCUGUUUUUUUUUGUUUUUUUUUUUGCUACAGAAAGGAGAGCGUUGCCUGUGUAAUCUUGGCUUCAUGGGCCAAAACUGCCAGUUUGGUUUCCAUGACGACAGUGGGGCCGGGCGGUGGUGGCGUGUGAGUGAGGGAAACCCUUACACACCCCCGAGGACAGGUUCUGCUGGCGUGUACCUGUCUUCUUCCGGAGCGAUGUACUUAUUUGGUGGUAAGAGUCACAUAGCCUCUAUACACACUUUUUAAAAUGGUAUGGACAAAUUUGUUUGGUAAUUUGUUAUCAUACUCUGAUUAUUAGUACCUCAACACAACAUAUUCUGUGAAAAAUGUUCUUUCAUUUGAAGUUUAUUUGUAUUAUUGUGGCUCUUAAUGCUGUUUAUUACACUAAUUAGAUUAUGGUUUGAUUCAAACAAUAAAGAAAAUUGGGGUCGUUAUUUUAGCUGUAGUGCAAUCCUUUCUGCUGCCUAAUAGUGUUUUUAAUGGUUAAGCUAAUAAGUGCAUGUUAACGACUUUUUUCCCCAGGGUUUGACCUCAAUAGAGCUCUCGGUGACUUGAUCAAAUAUAACUUCACAUCCAACCAAUGGGACAGCAGGUCUUAUGGUCAUUCUCCUGUAAGUGGUUUGUAGACACACAUAUACAUCCAAACACAAGUUUGCCUCACCUCUAUAUUUCUUAGAAUAACAAUAUGCUUUUAAGACAUUUGCCCAGCUUGUACUUUUGUAAAAUUGAAGUUGAUUCAAACACCUUACAGUAGAAAUUUCAGUGUUCAGAUAUGAAUCUAUGAUGUUUUCACUACAGAGCCUAUACUUUCACAUUCUGACAGUCCAGUAUUCACACCUAAAGUCACCCAAAUAAGUAAUUGCUAUCAGUGUAUAUGUGGAUUUGACAUUUAUCGGCUUGUUGCCGUGCAGGUAAAUAGCUCGUUUUUGUUUACAUGUACAAACAGCUACUGUCAGUAGCUGUGCUCCUGUUAUUGUUUUACAUCUCUGUUCAUUGUCUGGUGUUCCUCUCUGUGUGGUCAGGUGGCUCGUCACUCCCACACUGCAGUAGAGUGGAUGGGUAACAUGGUUAUCUUCGGAGGAGAGCUGGCAAAUGGCUCCCUGGCGAGUGACGUCUGGAUGUACCGGCCCCUUCAUGAUGACUGGCAGCAGCUUGGUUUAUCAAAUUCUCAUGGUGCACCUAAACUGGCCAAUCACGCUGCAGCUGUAGUGGACAGUUAUCUUUAUGUUUUUGGAGGUUCGUUUCACAUUUUGCCACCUGUAUUUGUGCUGGCUCACAAUCAGCCCUUACAUAAUCAAUCAGACUAAUGCGGUUUCUUUCUUUUUCCCCUCUUUGUAUUCCCCAGGUCGCACUGAGGAGGAUAUGUUUUCCUCCACUCUGUACAGAUUCGGCCUGCAUGGCUCUGGACGCUGGGAGACUGUUCAGCCCACUGGUGGGAAGCCCCCCGCCACUGCUGGACACUCCAUGGUGUUUCACAGCCCAUCUAGGACUCUACUGGUCUACGGGGGCCACCGACCUACCACUGCCAGGUAAUCCACCCAAACAUGCAAAGGCACACUGCAUACAUACAUGUGCAAGUUGAUAAUGCUUUGUACACAAUGUACAGGUUUAAUAAGGAAGAGGAGAAACAGCUCAGUAACUGAUCUAUUCUCUGAUUUGAUUUUUCCUUUUUUAACACAUUUGAUCAUUUUAUAUUGAAUAAAACAAAAUGUACUAAUAUGUAAUAAUAUUAAAAUGUACUAAUAACCCUCCUGCUGUUUUUUCCAAGGUUUAGUGUGAGGGUGAACAACACAGAUGUGUUCCACGUGGACAAACGGUUUUGGACCUCCUUCCGUUCCCGUUUCCCAGCAACGGGCCCCAGGGAGAGAGCUUUUCACUCAGCCACUGUGAUCGGCAACUACAUGGUAGUCUAUGGUGAGCAUUGUGAAAUGAAGAGAACAUCAUUCAUGUUCCCCGUCAGCGCUGUUCUGUAUGUUUUCAUUAUUUUCUUCUUGUGUGUCUCUCACAGGGGGAAAUGUACAUAUUCAUUACCAAGAAGAGAAGUGCUACGAUGAGGAGAUCUUCUUUUACCAUCUGGGCUGUCACCAAUGGGUGUCUGCCGGGGAGAGAUGGUCACUCAGUAAGUUUAAAUCAGGAAUGCACCUGUAAAUAUUGGCCUAGUGCUGGUAUUGACCAUAAAUUCACUUCAUAGAAAGUAUUUUCCUGUAAAAGAUUUUUAAAUUAAAGGUUGUUUUUCACUUUUUUGUAUCUGCGCUUACUCAAAGAUAGUGUAGUAAAGAUCUGGAUGACCUUUCAUGAAGAAAUGAUCAUUCUAACUCAGAUGGGGAAUUUAAUUACAGUGGGGAAAAAACUUAAAACAAAAAACACACAAAAACAAAACGGCAUGUUUUCUGUUUUCAUCCACUGCUGUUUUUCUUUGGCUGUUUGAAAUUUCUGUUCUGAUAUAAACUUUACAUCUGACCAGGGGGAGAUCCUGUGAGAGGCCGUUACUCGCACGUUGCCGCUGUGAUGGAGGGACGGGUGCUACUUGUUGCCGGUGGUUACAGUGGUGUUGCUCGGGGAGACCUGGUGGCCUACAAAGUACCGCUGUUUGUCAGUAGCGAUCAAGGAGACAGGGUGAGUGAAAGUGUUGUAGGUAAUGAGAAAACACAGACACAUACAGUAUCUUAAAGUUGGGAAAGGCGCCUAAAAGACUCAGACUCAGACUUUUUAUUGUCAUUGUAUGAGGCAUACAACGACAAUUAAAACAGCUUGCAGUGGUGUUUUCCUAAGAAAGUGGAGUAACAAAAAAUAGAAUAAAAUAUGAAAUAAAAUAGUACAAAAUAAAAAUAGAAUAGCCUAUGUACAAAAUGUGCAACAGUGUAGCGUCACAGUACAGCAGUGCAAAUCACAUGACAUCUGAAAAAAAGAGCAUUCAGGGAAAAGUCACUAACCCUUGUGCGUGUGUUUUCACCAGGAUGCUGUUUGUGCCGAGGCGUUAGAUGAAAGUAUGUGCCUGAAGAAUCCGGAGUGUAGCUGGUGUGAAGGCCGCUGUCGAGAGUACCAGCCCACUAAUCCGGUAACGCUUCCUUUUACACAGCUUUGCUCAUCCACAUAUUAUGCAUUCUUUUCAUAGUAAGGCAUCUGAAUCAUGUAUUCCCUCUCAUCUGUGUGUCGGGAAACUUAAGUACUGUUGGAAUUUAUAAGCCUUUGUUUUAUUUCCUCAGUGUGGCAGUACCGGUUGCCUCGGCCUGGCUCGCUUCCUCUCUGAUUGCCAGUCAUGUUUGGUGUUCAGCGGCACCCCAGCUUCAAUCGCUCGCGCCCCCGGGGAUUUCGGUUGGUGUGUUCAGAAUGAGUCCUGCCUACCUGUGUCAGGUGAGACCCAAGGAGGGAGGAAGGAGGGCUGAAAAGAAGGGUUAAAAAAAUUGGGUGCUGAUAUGGGAGGGAUUGGCUUCCUGUUUGGCAUGUCUCAAAAACGGAGCACGCUGACUUGAUUGCACCCAGCUGAGAUCGGACAAGCAACUCAGAUUAAGAUUUGGCUUGCCUGUCCAAUCACAGUUAUUCUUCAGUGCAGUGACGUCACGUGGUCGUACUCUUUUUGAGCACACAUCACACAGGAGUCGAAAGAUCAGGCUGCUGAAUGAUUAGAUUUGAAGAGGUCAGAUGUUUUCCUUGUUUGCUGACCUCUCCCUCUCGGUCUCACAGAGCGAAGUGCGUGCCGUGUGGACCAGAUCUCAGGGGCGUACGGCUGGUGGGGGGAGCGUACCCUUUUCCUAACCUCCCUCCACUCCUGUCGCACCGAGAACUAUGUCCCGGGACUGCACCUGCUCACCUUCCAGCACCCCCGCAACGACUCCCAGCCUGACAAGGUACGGAGUCUAAAUAUCAAGUGCUAACUGUACUAGCUGUGGUUGCAUAAACUCCCCUUUCCACUAAUACACAUCCCUCCUUCCUUCCUCCAGCAUUGCUUUAACAAUCCAAAUUAGUUCUUGAGUUUUUUACUAUUUCCUUUUUUUAUUGACAUAUUCUACUUUGUGCUCUUGGCUUUAAACACCUUGUUCCCAUUAUUCACUUUUCUUAUCCUGUUCUUUCUUUGCUCUCUUUUUUUUUUUUUUUGCAACACACUCACAGAGAAGAUUCCUUUCUGGAGUAGUUUGUCAAACUUUGUAGAGCAGUUUGUAGAGAAUAGUGCUUCUGUUGAUUUGUCUCCACUUCCAUCCACCCUCCACUAUCCUCCAUCCUCCUCACCACCUUUUUCCAGGUAUCCAUCCUCCGCAGCACCACCAUCAUCCUGAGUCCCACCACAGAAAUGGAUGUUGCGUUACAGUUCAGGGGCUUCAUCCACCCGCUGUGGGGGGCCCCUCCACCCGCGCCCCCUCCCACAGACACCGUCUCCAUGUGGGCUCGCAUCCAGAGGCUGCACUUUGAGGCUCGAAUGGCUACAGGGCCCAACUCAAGCCAGCUGGUAAGGGAAAAUGGAAAUGCAUAUUUUUGAAUUAAGUUAAAACAAGCUGCUCUUUAUCCCUAGUGUUACUGAACUCUUCCCCAUUUUCUCUCUCAAACUUCCCAUGGGUCCAUGAUCUAUCGGAACAGGAGGUGGUGGGGCGUUGGGCAGCCCAGCAGGAGAAGGAGUUGAAGCUGCUGUCUCGAUCAGAUGGGAGUAAACUGUUCUCAAACCUGACCAGAGGGAACCAUUAUCUCGUUCAAGCUGAGGGCUACCUCAACAACUCAGGCUCUGGACAGACCAGUGAGAUGGCCCUGAUCUGGAACAGAACAUUACCCGGAGGGAGUGUGAGUACAGGAACAUUUAAACCCGUGCUUCUCCGCAAAAGCAAAGAGGUUUAACUUUCACAUUUCUGUCAUUUUUUUCUACACAAUAGGUCUCCUUCAGUGGAGUAAACCAGCUGACCUCACGCUGUCUUUUCUCUCCCUAUAAUUUUCUCGCCUUUCAGGAGAUCUCUUUCUUGUUUUUGGAGCCGUACCGUUCAGGCUCCUGCUCAGGGUACAUGUCCUGUUUGGCCUGUCUGUCCGAUCAGUCUUGUGGCUGGUGCCCAUCUCUGUCCCGCUGCUUGCUGCGAGACAGCCCGGACCUCGAGCCCUGCCCUGAGGGAGAGAAAGAAGGCAAGACAGAGGGUCAGCGCCAUCUGCUGCUGGCACCACAGCACUGCACCUUGUGUGAAGAAUAUAGAGAUUGCGCUGCUUGCACUCAGGUACAUUAUAUUGAGAAGUUGCAACAAAUACACCUUUAUAUAAACAUAUAAACAUAAACGCCUGUUUUUUUUUUGUUCGUUUGUUUUUUUUUUUUUGUAAAAAUCUAUGUAACAACUCUAUCCUUUCAAGCACAGCAAAUAUAUACACAUCUUUUUUUUCUUCAGGACAACCUCAGCUGUCAGUUUAUUGGUGCAAAAUUUUUUACCAACCAAAUGUGUAUUUGCUGCAAAAGAAAAUGUUUGUUCCAGUAUGUUCUUAACAACUAGAUUAAUUGUACACACCCCUAAUAUGCUGUUAAAUUUCUGGCCAACAGGACCCUUACUGUGAGUGGCAGAUCAACUCCAGUAAGAAAGGAGACUACCAGUGCAGUCGACGCGGAAGACUGGAUGGUUCCAUACGUGACUCAAGAGGAUGCCCUAAAGUCUGCAACCAGUGAGUCCAACAACUACAUUUUAAUUUAAGAUGCAGUUUUCUAGUUACUUUGCAGCUCACUCAUGUUUCCUGCUCUCUCCAAUCAUCUCUUCGUCUUCUUUAGGAGGAAGACGUGCGGUGAGUGCCUCUCUAACUCCAGCCAGUGUGCAUGGUGUGAAUCAGCCCAGGCCUGCUUCUAUUUUGCCGCCUACCUCACAAAAUACCCCUAUGGAGAGUGCAGGGACUGGUACGACAGGUAAAAUGAGGAGAUUUUUUUAGCUUUUCUUAAUCUUUAUGUUUGCAUGUAUAAUCACUACUACUGUACUUAAAGUGAAGUACCAUAAAGAGACAAAUAUGGCUUAAAAAAAAGACAAUGAAAAGUUUUUGAGACAAUGAAGGAGCUGAAGUGAAGCUUUGAUUAAUGAUCUAAUAUUCUACAUUAUUCUUUACUCCUCAGUGUUCACUCAGUCCCUCAGUGUAAACAAUGCUCAGCUUUGAACACAUGCACAGACUGCCUGCGGACAUUCCAGUGUGGCUGGUGUGGUGACUAUAACAAUCCCACUAUUGGGAAGUAAGUAUGGCACAUAUGCAGGACACGAGUCAUAUUUUAAAUCGUGCAUUGUACAGAGAUAGGACACAUUAUGCUAACCUUAGUUCAAUCAAGUUUCUACUUCAGUCAUGAUUUAAUUUUGUUUUCAUAACCUUCUCUGCAGAUGUUUGAGGGGUGACUGGGCAGGCAUGGACGACCCCUUAGUUUAUAACUGUAGUGUUGCUGUUGCUGAAGCUCGAGCUGCAAAGUAAGACAAAUAUUUCACUUGAAUGACAUGAUUGUUUAAUUUUGUACAGAGCUGUAACACACUUGUUUGGUAGAUAGAUAGAUAGUUUAUACUCAUCUGUCUUUACCUCUCCCUGUCCUGUUCUUCUAGCCCUGAACCCCAGACCUCAGCUCCUCCCAGACCCCUGGACAUGGAAAUGGAGUUUGAACACUUAGAAGACGAAGAGCAAGACGCCAUCUGGUCCUACCCCACCUGCCCUGACGUAGAGGAAUGCAGACUGGGUCUCCACAACUGUCACCCCUUCGCCACCUGCAUCAACACUCCCACCUCUUAUGAGUGUCACUGUGAGAGAGGUUACACAGGGGAUGGCACGCUUCACUGCAACCAGACGUAAGAGAUCAAAUCCCGCUCAGUCUGUACACAUUAAUGCUGCGUUUUCCAAAAAUGAAAAAGUACAUCUUGGCUCCUUCCUUCUCCCUCCAACAGUUGCUACAAUGAGUGCCGUGAAGGUCAGUGCAGUGGCAGCCCACGUUUUGAGUGCGAAUGCUCCCUUGGAUGGACGUCUGACCCUGCAACUCUAGUUCUCAGUGGUGUUGAAUGCGACGUGGACUGUGGGUGUAACUUCCAUUCCACCUGUAUUACAGCACCAGGAAUCUGUGAUGAAUGCCAAGGUGAAACUUUACAAAACAGCUUUUUUUUUAAUGACCUCUUCAUGUUCCUUUUUCUUUUUCAUGACAGCAGAUUUAUGCGAUGAAAAGCGUUUCGUCUUCUGAUAACCUUCCUCUGUCUUUUUGUUUAGAUUGGACGACUGGGCCUCACUGUGAGCACUGCCGACCUGGCAGCUUUGGGUCAGCCUUGUCUGGUGGGGGCGGCUGUGUGCAGUGUGAGUGUAACGGUCACGGUGACCCUCUGCGGGGAUACUGUCACAACCAGACUGGCCAGUGCUACUGCACCCACAACACACAUGGACCACACUGCGAGUCCUGCCUGCCUGGUUACUAUGGUGACCCCAGGUAAGGAGAUAAAAAAAGCAUUAAUUCCUCAUUUCUGAAUAGUUGAAACUAUGCAAAUUCCAGAGGUGGUGAUUUUAAUGAAAUAUUGAUCAAGGAACAAAUAAUUGUUAAAUAAUUUUAAAAUGUGAUUCUCUUACUCAGCCCGUCUUAUCUCUUUUCCCAACAGGAACAACGGCACAUGCUACCGGCAGUGUCAGGGCCGUUCAGUGCUGCUCUCCUCCACCUCCAAUUCUGCCAUCCCUCUCUCCUCUUCACUUGGUUGGCGAAGUGGCACAGAAGGGAAAGGCGGACUUUCUCAUUGCCUGUGGGUCCUCUCUGUGACGGAGAAUCUGGCACCUUGCUUACCCAGACAGCUUUGUCCCCCUAUCGCCCUAACUCUUCAUCCAGACUCCCAUACACACUGUAAAGUGAGUUCCAACCUGACCUCACACAAGCUCACAUACAAAGUAUCAUGCUAGCUUUGCAGUAAGUGUCUCAUUCUAUGUAACCAUGGUGCACCUCUUCUGUUUUGCUUUGCAGAGCUCCUAUGUCUAUGUGUUUGACGGCCUCCCUCGUUUCCUGAGUAAUGGGGUUGUCCAUUCAGAUCACAACCUGAUUGGGGCUUUCUGCGGCACCACCAGGACUCAGCCUAUCACUGUGGAGGCCACCUCAGGUAUCUAUUGAUAAGUUAUUGAGUGAUAAAGAUGAUGAGAGAUGAUUAGAUGCAGGUACGGUCAUGCUGCAAGAGUUUCAAAAGUUUGAACCUUUUUUACUUUUGGAGCCCCUCAAAAACAGGCUGCGACUUUUAUUUUGGAUUUUACAGUAUAAAUUCUUCUCAAGUUAUAUCUUCCAUAAAAACACAGAGAUAAAAAGUCACAGUGCCUCUUUUAUUCUUUUUUCUCUUUUUACUACCAGGUGUGAUCUCAGUCUACUUCGAGGCCAACGUCACCUCAAACGAACCUCAAGGCUUCAAUGCAUCUUUCUGGGUGCGGCGGUGCCACCAUAGCUCAGACGAUGGUGAAGAGGGGUCACCUGUGUGUCCAGGUGGAGCCCAGUGCCAGGGGGGCCUCUGUCAGUGCCCUCAGGGAUAUGCUGGGCCGCACUGCGACCGGCCCAUGUGCCCUCAGGACUGUGGAAUAGCAGAAGGAAGAGGAGCGUGUAAUAUAGUAAGAGUUGUAGAACAUAUCACUUUAUUUAUAUACCUCUAGUGCAUUUAAUGAGACAACAAUAUUGAAACACUUAAAGAGGGCAGGACAAGUUUACUAAUCAACAUGUCUGUCUGUGUCAGUCUCUCGGAGUGUGUGUUUGCACAGACAGCUGGGCGGGCUCAGACUGCUCUGUUCCUCGGGACUCUAACAACCUGGCUUGGGAAACACUACUAGACACACAACUGACAGUGGUAAGGGCGGAACCCAACACAAGUUCAGUUUGCGUGUAUGAAAUCAUUCUCACACAAACACGUAUUUACAUGCACUGCUACUCCACAGAACCAGGCCCACAGGUUCCUCCAUAGGAUGGGCCACACCCUGGUGUCUGGACCACAAGGCUACCUCUGGAUGUAUGGAGGGCUUUCUCUAGCAGAGGGCAUUCUGGGAAACGUCUACAGGUAGGGGGAUGUAACACGACAAAGAGAGAGUCAAAUGUGGUGUAAACCAUCUAUGAAUGCAAAUAAUGUGGUUUUUCUCCUGAUUUGUUCAGGUACUCUGUUUCUGAGCGUCGCUGGACACAGAUGUUAACUAGCUCUGUGGAAGAAGGCUCCACCCCGGAUGCUCGCUAUCACCACGCCUCUGCACUGCUGACCAGUCACGAGUCUGGCUCUGGAAGCCUCACAGCUAGUCAUAACUUCAUGUUGGUGGUGGGUGGUGUAACUCAAAAUGGUGUUGCCAUGGAUACGUGGAGUCUCAAUCUCAGCAGUUUAGUCUGGAGAGAACACAAGGUAAGAAUGAGAUUAAUCAUGAGGUCAAUAUCGUACUCCCAAAAGGAAAGAAAAAACCUCUUAAUGUUUUUUUUUCAUACCUUAAUAUAUUGUUUCCUUCUUCCAGAGCUCACUGCUGCCCCCAGUGGCAGGUCACACUCUGACUGUGCGAAGAGACUCCUCUGUGUUGCUGAUUGGAGGUUACUCUCCAGAGAAUGGUUUCAACCACCAUCUGAUGGAGUUCAGCCCUCAUUCUGGAAACUGGACAAUAGCCCCCCAUACCGGCACACCACCCACAGGUUCUUGCCCCAUUCAGAAGUUCAUGUUUACUCUGAAAAUUACAUAGAAAAGUCAAAGGCAGUUGCAGAAAAAUAUUUCUUUUCCUUUGUUAUGUAACCCUGUUUAUAUUUCAUAUUUCUUUUAGGUUUGUAUGGCCACUCAGCAGUCUACCAUGAGCAGACUGAUGCCAUCUAUGUCUUCGGGGGCUACCGCUUUCAUGUGGAGACUGUGGAGCCUUCAGGAGAGCUCUACAGUCUGUACUACCCUAACCUCACCUGGUCUUUGCUGGUCCCUUCACAGGGUAAUAAGGUAAGAGCUCAGCUUCAGUUUCUGCCUAUUUUACAGGCCAAUAGGUUUAACAUACUCUGCAAUUAUCCUCUUCUCAUGCACUGCAAAAAAGAUAACUUGUCUUGCUAUAAUCUCUUUGCCAUGUAGCCCCUGUCUCGUUUCUUCCAUGCUGCUGCCCUGAUCAAAGACACCAUGGUCAUUGUCGGGGGGAGAACAGAAGCAGAGGACUAUAGUAACUCGGUGUCCCUGUACCAGAUCAACUGUAACACCUGGAUACAACCUGGUGAAUAUUUCAUCAACUUUCAGUAGAUUUAUGGUCAGUCAUAACAAACUACAGCCUGACCUGGCAGCGCAUCUUUUCUUUUUCUUCAGCCUCAGCUGUAGGAGAUCCAGUAAACCGCUCGGUGUCUCUUGCCAUGGCAAGUUGGGAAGGUCGUCUCUUCCUUUCAGGAGGCUUCAAUGGUGUCACACUGGGUAGACUCCUAACCCUGUCUGUGCCGUCUGAUCCCUGUGCCCUCAUGCAAACACCCGAGGCCUGUAACACCACCACCGGCAGCUGUCUGUGGUGUAGAGGGACCUGUGCUUCUUCUGAUACUGCAGAGAGGUAACGUCUUCUGAGAGUUAUUGAUAGCGUUGUUAUUCAGGGUUAUCGCUGCACAUAAACAGAACGCGUCUAUCCCUCUCCUUCAGAAUGGGCUGCUUCACCAGCCAGUCUCCUUGCUCUCCGACUCCACGUCUGCCAGACCAGUGCCGCAGACUGAAGACCUGCAGUGAAUGUCUCGCCAGACACCCUAAAACUUUCUACAAUCCAUCACAGGUAACAUACAACACCUCUCCUUGUAACAUGAAGACAAGCUGAAGCAAACUCAACUAAAUCUGACCUUCAUUUAAUAUCCCAGCCUGCCCUGCAGUGUAAGUGGUGCACAAACUGCCCAGAGGGUGCCUGUAUCAGCAGCUCUGUGAGCUGUACAUCUGAACAUGACUGCCGAAUCAACCAGAGAGAGAUCUUCCUGUCCAGCAACUGCACUGAGACCAGCUGUGAAGCCUCCGACUGCCCCAAGUGUACUGCUUCUGGAAAAUGCAUGUGGACUCGCCAGUUCAAACGCACAGGUAUGGACAAUGGAAAUUUUGGAAUUUUAAACUUCUGAGUGAAAAUAGAUGUGAGAUGACAAAGUAGUUUUUAUGAUCUAGACUGUUGGCUUUGCUCGGAUUUUCGCAGGUGAAACAAGGCGCAUCCUGAGUGUGAACCCCACCUACGACUGGACAUGUUUCAGCUACGCCCUGCUCAACGUCUCCCCCAUGCAGGUUGAGUCUUCUCCCCCAAUGCCAUGCCCUCCACCCUGCCACAGCCUUCAUAACUGCAGCCUCUGUCUGGGCUCCCGAGGCUCUGAUGGGGGCUGGCAGCAUUGUGUGUGGAGCAUGGCUCUGCAGAAGGUAACACUGGCUUUUUUUUAAGCUUUACAGACUAAUUUUGAGUUUUCUAACCAAAGCUUUAUUGAAAUACAACUGACCUUUUUUGCUCUUCUUCUAGUGCAUGAGCCCCUCUUUCAUACCCCUGCGAUGUGAGGCAGGUCAGUGUGGCCGCCUGCUCUCUGGGGGAGACUCUUGCUCUCCUCAGUGCUCCCAGCUCAGCCAGUGCUCCCAGUGCAUCGCAAGGCCUCAGUGUGGCUGGUGUGCCACUCGGGGUGGAAACGGGGCCGGGCGCUGCCUCCAGGGGGGACUUGAUGGUGAGAAAUUAACUUGAUUUAUCUGACUUUAUGCUUUUUCUCAUUGAUCCACUCACCUUUUUCUGUUCUUGCUACCUAGGUGUGAGUGAGGGUGUUUGCCCCCUGAGAAACAGCAGCUGGUCCUUCCUCCACUGUCCAGAAGAAGAUGAGUGUGCCAACAGUCACCACCACUGCAACAGCACCCAGGACUGCCAUGACCUGCCCCAGGGAUACCACUGCACCUGUAAACAUGGCUACAUACUCAGCAGGUAAGUUCAGGAGUUUAUGAUAUUAAAAACAGAUCCUCACCUUUCCAUUGUUGAUCACCAGGUUGUCUGAAUCUCUUCUCCUGUUUUUCUCCCGUAGUGUCUCUGGUCAGUGCGAGCCAGUGUGCGCACAGGGCUGCGUAAACGGAACAUGUGUGUCUCCAGGAGUGUGCCAGUGUCACUUUGGAUUUGUCGGAGAUAACUGUUCCUCUCAGUGCAGCUGCAACAAACACAGCAACUGUGCUGGUGUUAGCAAACCAGACGUUUGUCUUGAGUGCCACAACAACACCAUUGUAAGUGCCUGUAAUAAAACCCACACACAGACAGUAAACGCGGGUUUUCCUUGUCCUCUGAUGGUGAAUCAUUUCCCCUUUUCCAGGGUAAACACUGUGAGAAGUGUAAGCCGCUGUUUGUGGGCUCUGCGAAGGGGGGCGGAACUUGUCGUCCAUGCCGGGAGUUUUGCAGAGGAAACAGUGGUGUGUGUUUAUCACGAGAUGAACAUAAGAAGGCCCUUGAGAACCCCCGACUCUACCCUUUAGACCCCAGUAGUGUAAGUGUGCAAUCAUUGCGUCCUCCUCCUGAUUUUAGGAGAAUAGUAUUUUGGUAACAUCUUUAUUCUCAGUCAGUUUUUAGCUGUGGGUCUCCCCCUCUCUUUUUCUUUCAUCAGAUUCAGGACUGGGUGUCUGAGGGUCCCACAGAGGAGAAUGCUGUGUGUGUCAACUGCCAGAACAACAGUGUGGGGGACAAGUGUGAGAGCUGCCUCGGUGGCUACUUUCUGCUGCAGGGGAAAUGUGAGAAGUAAGCAGUCCUUUCUUGGUUCUUUUGCUGUGACUACAUUACAGUCUCAAAUUAUUAAAGGGAUAUUCCGGUGUAAAAUGAAUAUAGGGUCAGACACACCAUAACACAGAGAUAGAUGGACACCCCCUCAAGAGAUGAAUAUUGCCGGCCACUUGCUUCUCUUGUUAUACCAACUUUAGUAACGACCGCACGCUAGCAAUACACAGCGGUUUCAGGAGCCACACACAAAUCUCAACCAAAACGCCACUCUAUAGCCACAAAUAAUGCUCCGGUAUAUCCCAUUAAGUAGAAAAAAUGAGACCCUCAGGUGUGUCAUUUUAUACUGUAUUAUUUUACUACUGCCAACAAUAACCACUUAAAAUUAAGUGCUUAUGGGCUGAUUGGAUAUAUUCUGCAUUGACACACAAUGCAACAGCAUGUUGUACAAUUACGUGACGUCUUAUUGACGUAAACACAAAAGAGAAGACAAUUUGAUGUUCCCACAGCUUCAGAAAUGUACAUCUCUUCCUUUUCUUCUCUUAAGUGUUGGUAUUUUUUUCUCUUCAUUGCAGGUGUCAGUGUAACGGCCAUGCAGACACAUGUAACGAACAUGAUGGUACAGGUUGCCCUUGUCAAAACAAUACAGAGACCUCCUCCUGCCUCAGCAGCCCUCAGAGUGACAGAAAAGACUGCUACAGACAACAGGUAUGCACACGCAGGACACUAUCUCAGAUGUGCAUGACUGUACAAUAUUCCUCAAAUUUGAAUCCUUGUGCUCUUCUGUCUAGUGUGCGAAGUGCAAAGACUCCUUCAAUGGUACACCUGUGAAUGGGCGUCAGUGCUACCGUCAGUUUAACGUGGACACCGAGUGCUGCUUUGACCCAACAUCCCAGACCAACUGCUUCCACGAUCCAACCAUUCGUAACCUCCCCAAGGGGCGCACUGUGUUUUUCGCUGCCCAGCCGAAGUUUACCAAUGUGGACAUACGGGUCACCAUCGAUGUAACUUUUGGAGAGGUGGAGGUGUACGUGUCCAACUCGCAUGAUACCUUCAUAGUGGAUGUGGACCGGCUCACAGGUAUUCACACCAUUAAGAUUGAGGAGGAAUCUGUGACUCGGGGGACGGCCACAGGCGCAGAGAAGGAUUCAGCUCCUUCCCCUAUCAAAGUGUUCGCCAAUUCUUCAUCCAGUCUUGGAGGCCCUGUGCUUUCCCACAAUCCACUGCAGCUACAAGCUAAAGCUCCAGGGGCAGAGAGGGAAAUCAGAGAAGAGAGGGCAGAAGGACUCAUCACUUACAUCACCGUGUGGAAACCACAGACGGUGCUUAUUGUGCGUGCCGUACGAGAUCGUGUGGUUAUCACCUUCCCCCAUGAGGUGCACUCCCUGAAAUCCAGCCGCUUCUACAUCGCUCUGAGAGGCGUGGGAACAAAUGAGAAAGUGGGAGAGUCCCAGGGCCUGCUGUUUCUGCGACAAGACCAAGCCCACAUCGACCUGUUUGUCUUCUUCUCUGUUUUCUUCUCCUGCUUCUUCCUCUUUCUGUCGGUCUGCGUCCUCCUGUGGAAGGUGAAGCAGUUCUUGGACUUCCGUCGAGAGCAGCGUCGCCACAUCCAGGAGAUGACCAAAAUGGCGUCAAGGCCCUUUGCUAAACUAACCAUUUAUUUGGAGCCAGAGGAGCCCCAGCUCAUCUACUUGCCUUCAGCAGGUGGAGGAGUGGGGGGCAGCACUGUAUCACUUGCUCAUGCCCGUACAGGCAAGUUAGGAGGAGUGGUGGUGGGCCAGAGGGGCAGGGCAGGAGCUGUCUCCUACAAACAUGACCCAGGCUCAGGACCCACAGCCCACCCCCACCAUCACCUCGCCCUGGGUGGAGGGGGCAAUGGCGGCCAGCACUUGCCGCUGCACUACCUGAACACCCACCACUAUGCCAGCACAACAGCUGGCACCCAAGCCUCACACCAUCAUCACCCAUCCACAUUCAGCGGUUACCAGCACUUUUGCCGGUCCGACCCCUUCCUCUCUCAGCUCAUGGGCUUUUCUUAUUCCUCUUUCAAGAUCGGGCCCAUCACUCUGGAGCCCACAGACGACGGCAUGGCUGGGGUGGCUACUGUCCUCUUUCAGUUACCUGGAGGCGUAUUGGCGCCGAAUCGUGCCUGUCUCGGCUCUGCUUUGGUUACUUUGCGCCAGAACCUGCAAGAGUACUGUGGCCAUGGCAAUGGAGGGGGGCACCCAGGGGGAGGUGCAGGGCGCAAAGGGCUGUUAGGGAACCAACAUCUGACCACUAUGGCUAUGUAGAAAAGCAGAGAUAUACAUUUACAGAGGGCGGUGAUAACAGUUAAAAAAAGAUGGGGUAAAGCUGUAAAGUGUGUGAUAUAAAAUAAAUUAAUUUUUGAAAGAAAAAGAUAAGAGUUAUGACAGAGCCAGUUAACGUGAGCAUUUUGAACAGAGUUGUACAUACACUGUAUAAUGAAUUAUUAAGUGUCUUUUAUUGUAUUAUGUAUCGCUAAACUGUAUCUCAGUGCUUCACAUGACCAAGCCAGCUGUCUUUAGAAUGCACUACAACUGCUAUACGUAUCAACAAAGCAAUGUUGCAACCUGUCUGCGAUCACUUCAGAGGUAUGAGCACGCCUGAUUGUCAGUGUCAUACAAAUGUCGAGGCUGGGACUGUCGCCGAAAGCCUCUCGACCAACAAAUGUGUUUUAAAAAAAGUGGAUCUGCUCUCUUUAGAACCAACAUGUGCUUUAUACCCCCAAAAAGUGACAAUCAAAGCUGCCGUAAAGAACAAAAAGACUUCAAUAGGCUCGGCAUAACGUGCAAGAUUUUGAUUGUCAGCUCAGCGCAGGAAACAAAAGUCAAAGUUGCUUGUGAGAUGGUUUUUAUAUCAUAGUCAAUAUGAGUAAUUUAAAAUUGUAACUCAGUAUAUGGCGAGCUUCUAAGCUACAUGUUUCUGUUAAACAGACUCGUUCACCUGCUCUGUUUGUUUUCUUUUACUUCUCAUCUGCCUUCACUUCUUGCCUUGUCUGUGAGUCAUCUGGCUUACACUCAAAACUUGUGUUAAUAGAAAUGUGCGGCGCAGCUCCCGGAGAACACAUUAACAAAAGCAUAUUUUACAUUUUCUGUCAUGAAUUUUUGUGAAAAUAUGAAGGAUGAUAUCAAUCUUUAGUUCCUGACCCUAUUUUAUUGUGAAACACAGCAGAACUUGACUGUCAAAAUGAAAGAAUAAGGUGUCUUUGAAAACAUUUCAUUACAUUUUGUUGACUUAAAAUGUGCAUUGGUGUUUGGCUAGUUUUGCUGGACUGCUUUUUCAGGUAAUGUGCCUGCCUAGAUGAUUGUAUUAGUCAAUCAUAGCUUCAAUUUGAUCCAGAAAAAUUGGACUUGGAAUCACAAAUAUGGAUGAAAAAUGUUACUCUUUGGGAAGUUGCAUUAGACGGUUCUCCUGGUGAGAGAUUUGGGAAGACUUGACUGCAUUUAGUUGUAAUGGGACUGAAUAUCUUGUUCACUGGUUGGUGUUGAUGUUAGUAUUUCCUUUUGUUUUUCUUUUUGCACUGCAUGGAGGCAAUGAGCCCCAUAAUUCAUGUGAAACACUAAGAGGGGAAGUCGUUCGGCAUCACAGUGUCAUGGAUGAACUCAGAACGGUGCUACUGGCUUUUUAUCAAAUUCACAAAAUCAUUCAAGGUUUUGAAAAUAACACUGAGGAGCUCAGAUAAAUACUGUCAUUAUUUAUAGCAGCCAUCCACAAAUAAGCAUUAAAACAGUUUUCUGUCUUGUUUCUAAGUGUAUGUUUUUUUUUUUAACAUACUUUAUUUUUGUACAUAACUGUCAUGUUUUUUCUUGUUUUUAAAGAAGGGAACAGUGUCGAAAAGAAGAUUGUGUCAAGAUUCUCUGACUCGAGUCAGCUGAAAUAAAGUCUGUGGAACAUGAGUCUGAGUGUGUUUUAUACAG